CCCAGGCGCGGUGCGCUGUCGAGCUCCGCCGAGCAGAAUCGAGAGCAACGUGCUCCGGGGUUCCGGGGCGCUCGGAAAAUUCGGGAGGAUGGUUCUCCGACAGCUGCUGUCCGCCCUGCUGCAUAACGCGCAGCUGGUGGAACGUCUGUCCGAGUCGCGGCCCAUCCGGCGCGCGGCGCAGCUCACGGCCUUCGCGUUGCUGCAGGCACAGCUGCGCGGCCAGGACGCGGCCAGGCGCCUGCGCGACCUGGCGGCCGGGCCCGCGGGCUCCCUGGGCCGCCGCGCCGCCCGCUUCAACGACACGUUCAAGCAGGAACUCCGCCGCGGCCUUCGGGACCGCCCGGGCCCACCGCCGGGGAGCCAGAGGAAUUCGGGCCAGAGCCCCUAGAGCCAGGCCGGGCCGGGCUGGCGUCCCCUGCUUUCACCUGUGGCCCAGGACCCGACCUGCGUGACCUCGAAUCCGGACACCGGUCGUCGGCCGGCGGAGGAGCCACUCAGCAGAGACCCCGGGCCGAGCGGAACACCGGGUGGAGCCCUGUGAUCGGACAGUUUGCGGGGACCCCUUCGCCCGACCCCCCGAAGCACGACGGCGAGCUGAGCCUGCAGGCACCACGGAGAGAGCCAGGGACCAAGUCAGAGGCCCCCAAGGGAGCUGCCCUCUGCGGACGGGACUGGGGCUCCGGGCAGGGCGAGACCGAGCGAGAGACGACCGACUUUGCCGACUGCCAAAAGCCUCCAAUUAAAUGUCCGAGCUGAGUGAUGACCGAG
Messenger RNA from Erinaceus europaeus (western European hedgehog), 768 nucleotides. RefSeq names its product NCBP2 antisense 2 (head to head) (gene NCBP2AS2). The transcript has a single exon. The record is from RefSeq and is a predicted model, not a curated record. Bases 89 to 388 code for a protein of 99 amino acids. NCBI's taxonomy places the organism in Eukaryota, Metazoa, Chordata, Mammalia, Eulipotyphla, Erinaceidae.